This is a messenger RNA of Odocoileus virginianus texanus, 708 nucleotides long. Its product is annotated as olfactory receptor 4D9-like. Gene Ontology annotation, molecular function: olfactory receptor activity; G protein-coupled receptor activity. The record is from RefSeq and is a predicted model, not a curated record. NCBI's taxonomy places the organism in Eukaryota, Metazoa, Chordata, Mammalia, Artiodactyla, Cervidae. Gene Ontology annotation, cellular component: plasma membrane. Gene Ontology annotation, biological process: G protein-coupled receptor signaling pathway.
AUGGAGCAGGGAAAUCAUACCAGGGUGAAAGAAUUUAUUUUUCAAGGACUGACCCAGUCCCGAGAACUGAGCCGGGUCUUAUUUCUUUUCUUAUCGUUGGUGUACACAGCCACCGUGCUGGGCAACCUCCUCAUCAUGGUCACUGUGAGCUGCGAGUCCCGCCUCCACACCCCCAUGUACUUCCUGCUCCGCAACCUCUCCGUCCUGGACAUCUGCUUCUCCUCCAUCACCGCCCCCAAGGUCCUCGUGGACCUUCUUUCGGAGAGAAAGACCAUCUCCUUCCGCGGCUGCCUCACGCAGAUGUUCUUCUUCCACCUGCUCGGGGGCGCGGACAUCUUCGCCCUCUCGGUGAUGGCCUUUGACCGCUACGUGGCCAUCUCCAGGCCCCUGCACUACGUGACCGUCAUGAGCCGGGGGCGCUGCGCCGCCCUCAUCGCGGCCUCCUGGGCGGGGGGCUUCGUCCACUCCAUCGUGCAGAUCUCCCUGCUCCUGCCCCUCCCCUUCUGCGGACCCAACGUCGUGGACGGUUUCUACUGCGACGUCCCCCAGGUCCUCACGCUCGCCUGCACUGACACCUUUGCCCUCGAGGUCUUAAUGAUUUCCAACAAUGGUUUGAUCUCUACCCUGUGGUUCGUCUUCCUGCUCGUGUCCUACGCAGUCAUCCUGACCAUGCUGAGGUCGCACUCUGGGGAUGGGAAAACCAAGGCU